AUGGAGGAGGUGAAAAAGGGAGCCACCCUGGCUGAAGGAAAAGCAGUUUUGCACAGCCAGAAUAUCACCAUCCCAGCCUGGUGUUCCCACGAGUUUGCUCCAAGCAAUGACAGAGAUGCUCAGUUGGCCGUGAUUGGACCGGCUGAACCGAUUGUGGUUCUGGUUGGGGAAUAUGCUGACUUACCCUGUCGCCUGGACACCAAGAUGAAUGCAGAGCACAUGGAGGUGAGGUGGUCCAGGUCCGAGUAUUUCAAUGUCGUGCACCUAUACGAUGAAGGGGAGGACCAGGAUGGAGAGCAGAUGGAGGAGUAUCAAGGUAGAACGACGCUGGUGAGAGAUUCCAUCGUCGACGGACGUGUGAUUCUGAGAAUACACAAUGUCCGUAUGUCUGAUGAGGGACAGUACCGCUGCUUCAUUAGAAGCCCAGAACAUUUCGCUCAAGCCACUCUGGAACUGAAAGUGGCAGAAAGCAGAGCCGAGAAGACCAUCUAUUGCCACUCAUCUCAGGAUGCCCCUGGGGCCUUCAGAGGGUGGGCAGAUCAGUUUACUGUGAUUGGACCUGCUACACCCAUAGUGGCCCUGGUAGGGGAAGACAUCGAGUUACCCUGUCACCUGGUCCCCAAGAAAAGCACUGAGCACAUGGAGGUGAGGUGGUCCCGAUCCAAAUUCUCCCAGUCCGUGCACGUGUAUAGAGAUGGCCAGGACCAGGAUGGAGAACAGAUGGAGGAGUAUCGAGAAAGGACGGAUUUAGUGGUAGGCUAUGGACACGUGACUCUGAAAAUAUAUGACAUCAGAGUGUCUGAUGUGGGAAGAUAUCGCUGCUUUUUCCGAGAUGGGCGAAUGCAUGAUGAAGCCACUGUGGAGCUGCAGGUGGCAGUUGAGGGCAUCCAGCCUCGGCUCCACAUUAAGGGGCACACGGACCAAGAGCUCGUCCUGGAGUGUGGGUCGUCCGGAUGGUACCCGGAGCCUGAGUUGGAGUGGAGAGACGACAGGGGGAGGGUCAUCCCAUCGCGGUCUCUGCACCGACUCCGAGCUGGAGAUGGCCUGUAUGUUGUGGCCGCGUCUGUGGCAGUCCCAAUCCACUUCGUGCGCCAGAUGUCCUGCUCCGUCCGGAACCCCCUCCUCUGGGGGCGAAAGGUGACAGCGAUUUCCACCACAGAUACUUAG
This is a messenger RNA of Ornithorhynchus anatinus (platypus), 1167 nucleotides long. Its product is annotated as butyrophilin subfamily 3 member A2-like. The transcript is spliced from 7 exons. Gene Ontology annotation, biological process: T cell receptor signaling pathway; regulation of cytokine production. NCBI's taxonomy places the organism in Eukaryota, Metazoa, Chordata, Mammalia, Monotremata, Ornithorhynchidae. Gene Ontology annotation, molecular function: signaling receptor binding. The record is from RefSeq and is a predicted model, not a curated record. Gene Ontology annotation, cellular component: external side of plasma membrane. Bases 1 to 1167 code for a protein of 388 amino acids.